Epithele typhae is the source of this 1980-nucleotide messenger RNA. Its product is annotated as DNA/RNA polymerase. Gene Ontology annotation, biological process: error-prone translesion synthesis. The coding region runs from base 1 to 1980 and encodes 659 amino acids. The record is from RefSeq and is a predicted model, not a curated record. Gene Ontology annotation, molecular function: damaged DNA binding; DNA-directed DNA polymerase activity. Lineage: Eukaryota; Fungi; Basidiomycota; Agaricomycetes; Polyporales; Epitheliaceae. Gene Ontology annotation, cellular component: nucleus. The transcript is spliced from 14 exons.
AUGAACAAGCCACCAUCCUCGACCCCCAACACUGACAGUCUUGUUCGACGACUUGCCGGUGCAUCCGUUAAUAAAGCAGGGCAAGACCAGACCGAGAUCAACCGCAUCAUCGCCGAGGUCUCGAAAGGCUCCAAGUUUUACGAGAACGAGAAGCGCAAAGACAAGGAGUUGACGGAACGGAUUGAGCGCAUACUGAAGCUGCGUGAUGAGGUGGUGAAAGGCGUUGACCUUGCCAAGGUGGAGGAGAGCGUCGAUAAGAUAAUCGCUCAGCUGGAAGCCCGGCGGGAUUUAUCUCAAUAUGUUGUUCAUGUCGACAUGGACGCCUUCUAUGCAAGCGUCGAACUCUUAGACAAACCCGAGCUGGCAUCGAAACCAUUCUGUGUCGGAGGCGGGGUCCUCUGUACUGCAUCGUAUGAAGCACGCAAGUACGGGGUUCGCUCGGGAAUGGCUUCAUUCGUCGCCAAGAAACUCUGCCCCGAUCUUAUCCUCUUGCCUAUGCAUUUCGAUCGGUAUAGCGCCCUUUCCAAGCAGUGUAUGGACAUCUUCCGCCGGUACGAUCCGAACCUGGCUGUAAUAGGCUGCGAUGAAGGUUACCUCAACAUCACGCAAUACUGCGAGGAGCGUUCAAUUUCUCCGGAAGACUGCGUGAAGGAGAUGCGCCGAGUCGUAUGCGAAGAGACGAAGUUGACCGCUAGCGCGGGCAUUGCGCCGAAUCGCAACAAGCCCGAUGGACAGUUCAUGCUCGAGUUCCAGUCGGCCGUCAUCAAAUCCUUCAUGCGAGACAUGCCUAUUCGGAAGCUCCCAGGAGUAGGGCGUGUCAAUGAAAGGUUAUUGGAUUCUAUAGGUAUCAAGACUUGUGGGGACAUCUUCACCCAGCGAGCUGUUUUGUCCCUCAUGGACAAGCAGUUCGGCUUACACUAUCUCCUGCAAACCUACCUCGGGAUUGCCUCCAACGUCGUUGAGCCCUGGCAAAGAGAGGAGCGCAAGAGCAUUGGGGCUGAACGGACGUUUCAUCCAAUAUCUGACAUCACCAAGAUUUACGCGAAGUUGCAGGACGUAGCUGCGGAGCUCGCGAAGGAUAUGACGGAGGAUGGCUGGACAGGAAAGACAGUCACAUUGAAAUACAAGCUUGAUACAUAUCAAGUAUACACGCGUGCGAAGUCCUUGACCACCUGGGUCUCAAGGAAGCAAGAAGACCUCUUCGCGAUCGGAAAAGAGCUUCUUAAGCCAGAGCUUCCUUUGACACUUCGACUGAUUGGCCUGCGAGUAACGAAGCUCAGGGACCUCAACGCAGAAGAAGAGUCGAAAGCGCGUGGGAUCAAACGCUUCUUCAAUUCUGCGCCAACCGAUAGUCCUUCUCCCAAGAAAAAGCGACGCCUAGCGCACACUGAGGAACAUCAGUGCUGUGAAGAGGUCCCUCAACUGUCGCAAGACGGUUUCGUCACGUCUAUGCCCAACUACGUUGACGACACUGAAGCAGAUCUUGCCGCCGAGGAAGAGGAAGAAGCCGAGGACGCGCACGAGUAUGACUCGCGGCGAGCCGGUCGUCACAAGCCUGCUUCAUCGUCUACUCUCAGUAUAUCCAUAGACAACCGCGAGAUACCUCCACGAUCCUCUGGGUCUGGGCCAUCCACGAAGCCAUCGUCGGGUACCGCAUCCAAACCCGCGUCCACCUCCGCGGGAGAACGUACCACGGGUACACUGAAACCACACCAGGACAGUCAUGCCGGCGAAGACUUGCCACUACUUGAAUGUCCCCUCUGCGGCAAGUUACUCGAGACGGACAACCAAGGGCUCAACGAACACAUCGACUUCUGUCUGAGCAGACAGGCGAUCAAGGAGGCACAGACGGCGUCGCUCAAGGCUUCUAGCUCGAAACCGAUCUCCUCUGGACCGAAGAAGUCCAGAAAUAAGCCCGCGUCGGCGUCAGGGAGGGGCAAGAACGGGGAUGGCUUGCUACGCUUUCAGAGUGGUCCAUAG